AUGACCACUGUCAUCUCCUCUUCUCGGCGAGGCUGCCGCCCUCCAGGCCUCGUCACGGUGGCGAAGAACCUUCUUCGGCUGCUGGUCGUGCUAGUGGUGCUCAUCACCUCAGCCGCCGCUGACACCCCUGCCCAAGACGGGGGGGAGCCAACGGCGGAAGGCGCUACGUACAUCUACAGCUGCGACGAUCUCGCGAUGGACAGGACGCUCGUACGCGGCUCCGUUGCCAUUGUGGGCGACAUUGUCUGCGCUGAGACCAAGAUCAUCGAGGUGGCCCAGGGCUACGGCGACGUCUACAUCGUUGCAGAGACCAUCAUGUGGAUCAAGGGCGUCAUCUUCGAAAUCCCCAAGGGAACCAGGGUCGACUUCGGCGCGGCGGCUGGGUUCGUCUUCGAAAGCAAUGAGGACAACAAGGACGGCAUCUUCCACGUGGACGGGAUUCUGGGGUUCCUUGUCGAAGACCCCGGCUUCGAAGCCCCUGACCACGCCACACCGGAGGACCUGCACGGGAUGGUCCGCCUUACCCCGGGUGACACGGUACGGGCUCAUGGUGAUGAGGCCAUGUACUACACCGACUCCGCGGUGUUCGUCGUCGUAGAGCCCAGUACCUACAAGAACGACAACAGCAACAUCAACAGCGAGGCGGCCGGUGGCUCUCAGGGAAACCCUGCAGGCCUGGCUCAGGAGCAGCUGCAGCAGGAGUUGGAAGCGAGCGGCAUGGACUUCGUGACGUGCCUGGAUUCUUGCGGCGACCUCCCGAACGAGCGGACCCCUUUCGAAGGGGUCGUGUCCGUUACGGCAGACAUUGUGUGCCCCGAGCCCAAGGGGGACUCCGCGGAAGUGCUUGCUGUCGAACCGCCAGGGGGAGCUGGUCGCUUGCCCGACGACGGCAUGGCGAAGGAAGACAAGCACUCCAGGGAACUCGUGAAGGAGGAAGGAGCGUUAGACGCCGAUGGCCAGAUCCGCCAUACGGCCUUGGACAUGGGAGCCGUCCUUGCGUUCGAUGUCCAGCAGCCGGAGGGGCAGCACACAGUCCCCAUCCCCCAGCUCGAUGAGACCGUCGAGGAGCCGGAGGAGCAGCACAGAGUCCCCAUCCCGCAGCUCUUUGAGAACGGCGACAACAACAACCCCCCCACCUCUCCCGCCAUCCGCCCCUCCCCUACCCCAGGGGACAAGCACAGCACCGCUGGCAAUGCCAACACCGGUGGUUCCUCCAACGGUACCCCGAAAACCACCGGUACUGCCACCGCAACCGAGAUGUCACGCCCAGCCCCAACACUUGCCGUUGUCGAUGACGUCCUCCCGCUGUAUACCCUUGAGUCCUGCGACGAGCUCCGGUUCGAGCGAACGCCCGUCCAAGGCGUGUCCGGCGUGCUUCUCCUCGAUGAUGACAUCAUAUGCAGGGAGGAACGGAUUCUCGAGGUCGACCACGACGUGAUCGUUGUUUCCGACAAGCCCGAUCUCCGUCUCAAGGGCGUGCACUUCGUCGUCCAUGAGAAGGUCUCGUUGACAUUCAUCGUGGCCACGAUGGUCUUGGAGAAACUCGAGGGGGAAUCCGGCGAGCUCUUCACGGUGGAGCCCCAAGGUGUCCUGGCAAUAAGUGCUGACAUGGGGAGCCCAUCGCCCGACAACGGCACGGAGGAGGACGUGCACUCUCUCAUGGCCCUGAAGAAGGAGGGGAGGUUCGAGCUCGACGGUAAGGCCAGCUUCACGGCCUCGACUAUGACGAUCUCCAUGAGGAACGAGGAGGAGAAGAAGAAGGACAACAAGAAGGAGAAGAACCACAAGGACGAGAGCAACAGAGGCACUCACCGAUCCACCGUGGAGCACCCGUCUACGGCCACGGACGACAACCACAACGCUGCUGGCCCCGGUGAUGCCAACGCUGGUGUUGUUGACGAGGAGCGGCAACAGCAACAACAGCAGCCGCAGCAGCAAGAGCCCCGCCCUUCCACCGAGCAACGUUCUGCCAUGAAUGCGGCCGAGAACGGUGCCAACUCCCACACCGAGCCCGACAGUGGCAUCAAUCCCGACGACGACACCAACACCAACCCAUCGUCUGAGCAACACCAGCAGCACCAAGAAGACAAUCCACCCAGCGCACCCCCCCCAUCUUCCUCAUCUACCAUGGGGCAAGACGGUGUCGCCAACCCCAACCUCAACCUCAAGGGAAAGCAGCAGCUACAGCAGCACCAGCAACAGCAGCCCCUCAACAACAACAAUAUCAACACCAUAAACAGCUCCAACAACCCACCCGACCAGCCCUCCUCCUCUGUCACAGGGGACAACACCGAUGCCGGCACACACCAGGGCCUGCCUCGGAUCGACGACAUUGACAACAUCGUGGCGUCGACCCUGAACUCGUGUGACGACCUGACAGCCGGCUGGACCCCGGUGUACGGCAUCGUUGUAGUCACGGACCACGUCAUUUGCCAGGAGGCGCGAACGAUUGAGGUGAGCAAGAAGGCGUACUUCAUUUCCAAGAUUCCCACUCUUUGGUUCAAGGGGGUCACGUUCUACGUGCGGGAGACCGGGUCGUUGACGUUCGGCAUACCCACGAUGCACCUGGAAACGCUCGAGGGGCAGUCUGGCGGGAUCUUCGCGGUCGAGCCGCAAGGCGCCCUAGGGCUGUAUGCUGACGAGUGUAUUCCGUUCCCCGAGGAUUCCACGGACGUGGACACGCACUCUCUGGUGCGUGCGAAGGAGGGCGCAAAAUUGAACUUCGAAGCCGCCGUCCGCUACACGGCCGUCAGCAUCACUGUCGUCUCCACACCCGACCAGAACCCGCAGCGAGACAACUCGACGCCCUCCGACCAGCCUUACUUGGCUACCACAGGGGGCGACACCACCACCACCGCAGCCACGAACCAGGGGCUUCUCGCCGUCGACGGCGCCCAAUCCUUGCUCCUUGUCUCGUGCGACCAGCUGGAGUUCGACCGCAACCCGUUUUACGGCAGGGUGUCUGUCAGAGGCGACAUCAUGUGUCAGGAGCCUCGAGAGGACACGCACUCUCUCGUGCGUGCCAAGGAGGGCGCAAAAACGCGCUUCGAGGCCGCUGUCGGCUACACGGCCUCCAGCAUCACCGUCGUCUCCAUGCCCGACCAGGACCCGCAGCGACACGACUCGACCCCCGCCCCCAUUCCCUCCACCGAUCCUCCUGCUUCCACGACUGGGGACGACGACACAAAAACCAACUCCUACGCCGACCCCGACAGCGGCACCAACACCGACGACGACACCAGCACCAACGCAAAAGCUAACGCUAGAGCUAACGCGAAAGCUAACGCAAAAGCUAACGCGAAAGCUAAAGCCAACGCUCGAGCGAAAGCUAAAGCUAAGGCUAGGCGCCGCCGUUUUCCUUCCUCCGACGAGAUUGAGAAACUCCCGGGCCAAGCAAUCGACUCUUGCGACAAACUCCGCUCGGGUCGAACGCGAAUGAAUGGAGUCCUGCUCAUCACGGGCGACAUCGUGUGCCGGGAGGAGACGCUGCUCGAGAUCACCGAGGAAUUGAUCAUCCUCUCCCAGACACCCGUCCUACACUUGGAGGGUGUUCGCUUCCACGUCAAGGAGAACGCUAAGCUGAGGUUCGGCGUCUCCACGAUGCGCGUGGAAAAGCUCGAGGGGGUCUCCGGAGCGAUUUUCACCGUGGAGCGUCAGGGAUACGUGGGACUGCACGCCCACGGGCAGGGCCCAACUCCCCAGGAUGGAUAUGAGGAAGACAACAACUCCCUGGUGCAUGUUCAGACGGGAGGCGAGUUCUUCUUCGACUGCCACGCCCGCUACACGGCCUCCGGCAUGUCGGCCGUCUUGAUACCCUACCCGGAGAACCCCUCCUGGAUGCGGCUGCACGUCCCCAGCCGGCUUCGUGCACGGCGGCAGCUCGAGCAGCAGCACCACGAACAGCAGCACCAGGAACAGCAGGGCGAGCAGCAGCAGGGCAGGCAGCGCGCGGGAACCACACCGCCCUCUUCCACUGUUGGGGAGUUUUCUUCGUUGUUUUCUCCAUCAGCUCAGCACACGUUCCAAGACCGACAGCUACUAAGUCCGUCCUACAUUACGGUGGGCGAGGAGCUACGCUUCCCGUCCACGAUGACCAGUCUGGACGAGAAGCACGUGAUGGCCAUGGGGUUCGAUGGCAGCUUGCUUCACACAGGCCCGCAGCGGUACCGGUUUUUCCGCGACGAGAUGGUCCAAGCCGUCGAGAACCGACCCUCGGGGACAGUCAGCACGGAAAACAUCUUGUCGGGCCUGAACCCCGACUACGACGGUGGAGACCCGCGCGCCGAUCUCAAGGUACUGGCCGCCGCCGAUCCGGCACAGGCCAUGCGCUCCUUCCCCGGCAGGAGGAAACGGUUUGAACUGUCGAAGGUGCUCGAGGACGAAGAGAGAGAGGCCACGGAACCGACAGCAGACGUCGUCGCCGAGAUGGAGAGAACACUCCAAGAGUUUCUUCGAGAGAGGAAGAAGAAGUCGGACGUGAACAAGGACAAGGACGAGGACGAGGAGGAGAAGGUCCCGCAGCAGCAGCCAGAGAGGUCGGCUGAAGCGGGCCGCCGCAGCCGCUCAUCGAAGGGCCGAAGGGCCACAGACAGCAACGACAACGAAAACAGACGCAGCGGUACCGGCGGAAGCAGCAGCAACGACGACGGAAGUGAGGCAACAACAGCAGUGGCCAAGAACGUCCCCAGUAGCCCACCGCAGCGGUACUUUGGGGACGACAUCGUGCUCCAGGUUACGAAGACUGGGGACGUGGUGGUGACGAUUGGGGGACAAAUCGUCAUGGAGAAGCGCAACCCGCUUCGGAGACAAGCCGAGAACCUCGACCAGAGUGGGGGGCGAGGGAACUGGGUCGAGAAGCAGCUGAGGAAGGCGAACUCGCUGGCGACGCUGGGAAGAAUCAUCCGUCGACACCGCCUGCGCAGGGAAAACGAAGGCGGCGUCGACAGUAAUGGCGCCGACGAGAUCGUUAGCUUCGGGUACUCUCUCCACGUCGUGGAGAAGGGCUUCGAGGUUAAACUGGAAGGCGUGUUUGUGUGGGGGUGGUACCUCGACACAGAAAGCCCAGAGCCGUUUCAUGAGCUGGCUACGUCUUAA
Ectocarpus siliculosus is the source of this 5094-nucleotide messenger RNA. Lineage: Eukaryota; Phaeophyceae; Ectocarpales; Ectocarpaceae. The record is from the annotation of a GenBank genome assembly.